Molecule: messenger RNA, 507 nt
Organism: Penaeus indicus
Lineage: Eukaryota; Metazoa; Arthropoda; Malacostraca; Decapoda; Penaeidae
Product: clumping factor B-like
Exons: 3
Coding region: 1-507 (168 amino acids)
Source: RefSeq, a predicted model, not a curated record
AUGUUUAUCCAUUGUCCCAUUGUCCAUUGUGCAAAAGAGAACAGUGCCAGCAGCGAAUGUGCUCUCGAUCAUGCUUUCGCUUACUUAUGCACAGACACAGACUCAGACUUAGACUCAGACUUUGACUCAGACUUUGACUCAGACUUUGACUCAGACUUUGACUCAGACUUUGACUCAGACUUUGACUCAGACUUUGACUCAGACUUUGACUCAGACUUUGACUCAGACUUUGACUCAGACUUUGACUCAGACUUUGACUCAGACUUUGACUCAGACUUUGACUCAGACUUUGACUCAGACUUUGACUCAGACUUUGACUCAGACUUUGACUCAGACUUUGACUCAGACUUUGACUCAGACUUUGACUCAGACUUUGACUCAGACUUUGACUCAGACUUUGACUCAGACUUUGACUCAGACUUUGACUCAGACUUUGACUCAGACUUUGACUCAGACUCAGCCGAACGCGACCGUCGGCUUCAGGCACAACGGGAGCCUCGCCUCUAA